Molecule: messenger RNA, 5812 nt
Organism: Daphnia magna
Lineage: Eukaryota; Metazoa; Arthropoda; Branchiopoda; Diplostraca; Daphniidae
Exons: 1
Coding region: 1-5601 (1866 amino acids)
Source: RefSeq, a predicted model, not a curated record
AUGUCGCAAACAGGGACGAAAUCGAAUCAAGAUGAUACAGCGGGCAAAGGGGAAAAGAAAAUCAGAAAGAUACCUGAUAGCAGCCAAGGUCCGGAUUUUGAAUUGAGAUUGUUGACGUUGUUUUGCGUCCGGGCACUUGGGGCCGGAUACGAAUUUGAAGUGACCAAAGAAAGGGAAGACCUGAGCGGUAAAUUUGACGAUGUGAUUUUUCGGUAUCGAGUCGUAUACGAUAUGUUUGAAGGGCUCGAUUGGCGCUACCGCUUCCUGCAGGCAAAACAUAAGAAGGACGAGAGUGAAAAGAUAAAAGCAAUUGAACUUCUCAAAGAUGACGAUAACAAUUUCAGCUUACCAAAAUAUUUCCGCUCCUUCUGCAUGAUAAAAAGAAGAGGCGAAGACAUUCACGACUGCAUCCUUUGCACAAACAUCGGUUUCGAUUUGAACAAUUUCCAGAAAAAAGGCAUCGAGUUGGUGUCGAUUAACGACCAGCCUGAAGACAUUCUAGAGUUUGGUCCGCAGACACUUCGUUAUCAAUUGAAAUUCACAGAAGAGUUGCGACGAAAAGUGUUAAACGAGUGGUCAGACGUAUAUCGUUUUGCCAUAGCAUUGCAAACCUGUGCACGCAAAGAAAAAACUGAUUGGAAGAAUAACGAAAUCUUCAAAAGGUACUAUGUUGCUUUAAUCAAAGAACGCGUCAUCGAUUCUGCCACCGGAAAGUUUCACGUAGAUUUCGUAAACGAAGCUGAGGAUCUAUCCAAUGGCGCUCAACAACUUCGCCAAACCCUCAGCGAUUUAGCAGGGAAUAACUGGAAAAACUGGAAAUUCAAAUUGAACAACGAAAAAAGAAAAUCGGAUAAAAAAGGAAAUCCGUUACCGUUAAGAAUCUCAGAGAAAGAAUUGGACCAAUUCCUUGAGAAAUUCGUGUUUGUGGUGAACACGCCAAACGUAAACGAUUUAAAAGCCAUUUUACAAGCUCAAGAUAUGAGCAAGUACUACCCCCGCGAAGAGUGCGAACAGCAAACGAUCCGUUUGUUGGACGAAAUGCAGAAUGAAUUCUCCAACAAGAAAGUGGGCUAUUGGCUGAAAAAAGAAAAAAGUAAGAAAAUCUUAUUAGAUGGUGUUCCAACUACCUCACAAAAGUACCAGAAAGAAGUGGAUAAUGAAGUCGGGUUCAACGACGUCGCCAUUGAUAAAAUAGCCGUUAAACUAAGAGAUUUGCUGGCCAAUAAAAGGAUUGGACAAAUUAUCACACUAGCACCGAAGCAUACGGCCGUCAAAGUCAUUUCGGCCAUCAAGAAAAUGCAGGAAGACAAUAAGACUGGAAACCUUUUGGUUGUGACACAGAGUUGUCUAGAAGACAGGGACGAUAGGGAGCGUUGGAAGAACAUUUUGAAACUAAAAACAAAUUCUGAGAGUUGGAAGAACAUGUUGAAACUAAAAACAGAUCAACAUUUUCUCGUCGUUGUUUGCGAUAACGAAACACCUAAUCCGGAAGAUUACGCAGAUCUUGUUCCGGAUGAACACAUGGACAACAAGGUCAUUUUCAUCGGUCGCAACGGAAUUGACGAAAUGAAGGACGAUAUCAUUUAUGAAGAGUUGAAUGAGAAUUCCCGAACGGCUAUCCUGAAGAAAACAAUCACAUUCCAAGGAACAGUUCUAACCGUUGGUGAUUUGGUUGGAAACCAACCGGACAAAGUCAUCGAUUACCUUUCUAUAGAAGAGUUGCUGUCCCAGAAGAAAGACGUCAACAUUCCCCGGCCGGAUACAUCAGAAUGCGAAGAAUCCUUGUACAUCAAGAGGCAGUUGACGAUGGUAUUUCACGAAUCUUUCGAAAAAAAAUUAGCAGAACGCUUGAAUCGUACAAUAGAUCAACUCCACGAGGAAUGCAGAAUCACUUCACAAGGUGAAAUUAAAUGGUUUGUUGAAAACCAAGAUCGUGAAUCCAUUUGGAAAGAAAUAAAAAAUCUUACGGAUGAAGGAAUGUCAUCAAACGCCAUCGACGAGAGCCAACUUAUUUGUCUGGAUGAGGGAAGAGAACAGAUCCCGAUUGUGAUCAUAUCCGGAGUGGCUGGAACAGGCAAGUCAACUAUCCUCUCCAAUUACUACAUGGAAAUGAAAAGAGUAAAACCAGAUCAUUGGAUCAUAAAAAUCAACCUCGUAGAGCAGCAAACAGCUUUCCUCGAAUCAGUCACAGCAGACAAAGUCGUUGAUUUCUUUGUCAAACAGUUGCACAUCGCUGAAGAUGAAAGCCCAUUUUCUCGUUCACUGUUGAGGCACCGAAUAGAAACGGGAGACAGAAUUGCUUUCAUGUUUGACGGCUUCGAUGAAAUCAGCUAUCGUUGUCAACAGAACGUGAUUCGUUUGAUGAAAAUACUCGCCAGGAAAAAAACGAUUAAACUCUACGUAACGACAAGGCCCCACAUUGCAGACGAAUUACAAUUCGAGUUGUCUCAAUUGGCUCAUCAUCUGCAAAUCUUGGCUGAAAAAGACCAAAUUGAUUAUUUAGUCAGGUAUUGGCAAUCAAAUUUACAAGAGAUGGAAAUGGAAAACAAGUCGAUUAUCAUACAGACCUUCGCAGAAUCGUUAGCUCACCGAGUAUCUCAGACUCUAAGAGAUGAAGAGAGAGCCUUCAUUGGAGUUCCGUUGCAAUGUCGAAUUCUAGCCGAGUGCUAUCAAUCUGAACUCGAAAAACAAAUCAAAAACAAUAACGUAGCAGCAUGUCAAACACUAGUGCAUCAACACUUCGAUUUAAAGAGUCUGUACGAACGUCUUUUGGAUACCAAACGUCGCAUCUUUCGGGAAGAAAAGGCAGAAUCGUCAAGUUUCAAUCCAAUCGUGAGCUGCGCCAUCGAUUUCUUGAUCGAUGACAUUGAAUCUCAUCUCACUAAAUUGGCCAUAGAGACACUCGUUGUGGAAACGAAAGAGGUCAAAAAUCUUUGGCCCUCCCAACAACAGUAUUUCCAUUCGGAAGCUGAAAUAUCUGAAAAGGAAAAUAAAAUAACAGAUUUAGGAGUGAAAUACGGACUAAUAGUACGCAGCAAAGGUGACAAGCAAUCUAAAGUGCAGUUCUUACAUCGUACCUACGCCGAGUACCUGUUCGCCCGAUAUUUGCAUAGAGGAAUGGACAUCAACAAAUUCGACAACCAGCUUUUAGAUAAGAAACCUGUACGUGACUUGGUCGUUAAUGAAAUCUUAGUUGAAGGCCACUAUCACGGAGUAAGGGUAUUCUUGAAUUCUAUGCUGAAGAAGACAGGACAUAGUCAAAGAACGGAACUGCCAAAUCUAUUGCAAAAAUUGGCUAAAAGUUUAGAAGAGCACAUCACACGACUGUCACAACUUCCUUGCGAUUCCAAUUUAUUUCGUGUCCUCGAUAUCCUCGACCGCAUCAACCACGUCAACUGCCGCAUACAAUAUGCUGAACCCAGUGAUCGGCAUACCAACGCUUUAACUGUUACCCUACCAACUCAGAACUUGUUUUAUACCUUACUCAAUUGCCUUGAUGGAACGUUGAACGAAACUGAAAGGAAGCGAGUCGUCAGGUCUGCAUUCCAAUACCCUUUUCAAUUCUCUACCUUCUUAUAUCUGAGCAAAGGCCAACUGUUUCAAAGAGUUCUUUCUUAUUACGACGACGCAGACGCUUAUGACGUGGAGCGUAUCGUCAUGGAAUUUUUACAGGAAAGAUAUUCACCUGACUCCUAUGUCAUCGUUUUUAACAACGAGAGGGCAAAAGACGUCGUGGGAGAGAUGUUAAAGUUUAUGGAAAAAAACGGGGAGAAUUUAAAACACGUUUGGAACCCCGAACAAUUCGGACUACGGUACACACCAGUCUCAUUACUGCAUUUUUUCAUCUUUAAUGAAUAUUACAACUGCCUUUUAAGCCAAUUCUUACGUUUCCUAUCGUCAAUCUUCGUCGACGAUUACAGCUUUACUGAACUAAUAAAAUUCACAUUAAAGAUGCAAGAUUACAAUAACGAUAACUGGACGUUUCCCUCGAACAAUGGAAUUGAAAAGACCUUGGACAUUUUACGAGAUCUGUCACGACCGAGAGUGAUGGAAGGUUUAUGUCAUUUUGCACUCGUCACGGGUGUUAUUGAAAAAUAUUACCAACCUUUUGCAGCGGACGAUGAAGAUUCAUUGAGGGAUCCUGCUCGAAUGACUAGACUUCACUGGGCAGCGUUUAAUGGCGACAUGGAGGCGAUGGAAAGCGUGGGCGACUGGACGUGCAGCGUGGACGACAGCUUGACGCCCUUCUACGUAGCGGCCGCUCGUCAUCACAAACUAAUCUGCCACAAAAUAUUAUCAUUAUUAGAAACAAGUCUGACAACUGAUGAACUUAAAACACAUCUGGCCGAAUAUAAAGGAUUCGUAUAUACGGCCAUGUGGGACGCUGUUUACUUCCGUAACUUCAAAAUGUUUCAGCUGAUUCUUGAAUCCGUCAAACAAUCCUUAGGGCGACAUUACCUGAUGACUUUGUUGAAAACAAGUAAGCCUCGAGAUUCAUUUCAAAACCCGAGAUUUCAUGGAUCUUCCAUCUUGGCUCUUAAGAGCGGCAAAGUGUUGUUCAAAAUCAUAGCCCAAGUUUUGCUCGAGGAUGGCAGUCAAAAUGGAUACACUGAUUUAAACGAUCUAGUCUUCCACAAGAAAGCAACAGUCGAAAUAGUACUGAACAAUAUCGAAGAAGAAACAUUCCAGAAAAUGGUGGACGUGAAUGGACUGCAAAAUUGGACAAAACGCUUUUUAGACUACGACGUCGAUUGGGGAUUUCGUCUGCUAUCAACCGUCAUUACAAGGUUUACUCUAAACCAACGGCGGGAAUUUAUCGACAUCAUCAUAUCACCAAACAUUCCAACCUAUCAAUUUAAUGGAAUGAACGUUAGUUACUGGGAAAAGUGGUUCAAAAACGUGUUUACCGAUCAAAACUUUGAAAGCCUUGACAAACUUUUGAAAUUAUUAGUAGAUGGCAUUCCAAAACUAAUUUUUAAUUACAAUGUCGUCAUCAAGGCUCUAAUGUGUCAAAACGAGAAGCUUUCUACUGUUGCAUCGAAAUAUCUUUCGUCGUUGAAUUACCUCAAGUUUAAAGCACGCGUCAUGAGAAACGGACCAAAAGUGAUGAACGAACUUUUUACUUCGCAAUCAACUCAAGAAAGAGUUGGCCGAAAUUGGAUCAACAUUUUGCCAUUUUACCUCGGUAAAAUGGGCAAAUAUCACUUUGAAAAAUUAGUGAACACUAUGUUAUCAUUACACACCGAAAAGCACGGAAAAAAAACAAUUCAGAUUAGUUUGUGGAGCAAAUAUCUCGAUAGUUACUACAAGGUUGAAAAAGUGGACCAAUUCUUGAAACUCGUGUCAGACCAACUGGGCAAAAGAGCUGUAAGGAAAGUUGUGCUACACAAAGACUGCAUGGGAAUUGUUCUACUUGGAGCCGAAUUACAACAAGAUGCAGAAUUAGUUAAUGCUCUACUCACCCAUUUAAGUGACGAGGAUCGUGACUGUAUCGAGCACCUACUCGAAAGUAGUUUGUUAUCUUCGAGACGCUAUACACUGGACGAUACCACCGAACCUUGCGACUGUCAACCAAUGAAUGAUUGCGAUUGCUGGUAUUAACAACGUCAAAGGGUCGGCAAGUUGAAACAAAAUGAUGGGAAAGGUAGGAAACGGUGGGGAAAAGCCUUUCAUUACCCUCCCCAUUGGCACUUUGCACGAAAAAUUUUCUUAUUUUUGUUUUUCUUGCCUCUAAACGACCUUUAAUGUAAUCGACCUUCAACAUUUGCAUAAAAUUCUCGUUCAAUACACGUGCCUUACCUUUCCACAGAAA